Mirounga angustirostris (Northern elephant seal) is the source of this 11186-nucleotide messenger RNA. RefSeq names its product lysophosphatidic acid receptor 1 (gene LPAR1). The record is from RefSeq and is a predicted model, not a curated record. The transcript has 4 exons. Gene Ontology annotation, biological process: phospholipase C-activating G protein-coupled receptor signaling pathway; adenylate cyclase-activating G protein-coupled receptor signaling pathway; regulation of metabolic process. Gene Ontology annotation, cellular component: plasma membrane; cytoplasm. Lineage: Eukaryota; Metazoa; Chordata; Mammalia; Carnivora; Phocidae. Gene Ontology annotation, molecular function: lysophosphatidic acid receptor activity. Bases 774 to 1718 code for a protein of 314 amino acids.
UUCUGAUGCGUGGCGGCUCUAGCCCCGGAGCGAGAGGCCGAGAAUUGCCCAAAGCCCGGAAAUCCUGGGAAGCCAAGGGUGGGAAGCGGGAGGUGGCGCGGCUGGAAAGCCCCCGAUGGACCGGGUGUUGUUAUAGGACCUGGGCGAUCCUCUGUGGCUGCCACUUUUCCCAAGAACGAUCCCCAGAGCUUAGUCCGGCGCCGCUCCCGCCCACACCUCCAGGUGUGCAUUCCCCGCCCUUAAUUACGCUCCUAAAACUGAUAGUUUGCACUUGCAAAGUUUCACUGGGAAAGCGGAAGAGAAAUGUGUAACCCUGGCUGUGGAGAACUAAGCGAGCACAGUCACGCUUGUUUUGGUCUGCAGACCGAGUCAAUGGACAACUCAGAAACAGAGACGUGUGCACCUUUCUAGCAGAAAAGUCGACUCUUGGUUUCUUUGCAGCCUCCAGUUAGAGGCUGUGCUGGGAGAAACUUGGUGUCUUCUGCGAAGUUGAGAAACUGAACUACGAGAAAGGCCCUACUUCAGGGGUUUUGCGGGCCCGCGAUGUUUUCCAGAGCUUUGCGAGGGGGACGAGUAGAGCGACAAAAUGAAAAUGCACCGUGUGGGGGAGCCCACCCAGCCCAGCAAGCUGGCGGGCGCUGAGGCGAGCGCGGGAGGGGUGCACAGCUCCUCCUAGCAUGACUGUGAUCUGAUCAACAACCAAGGUAACUUGACUCCUGUGGCUGGCACUGCUGUGCUGGGGCCUGGUCACUGCCCACAACUACAGAGCUGCCAUGGUUGCUGCCUUCACUUCAACCCCUGUAAAUUCACAACCACAGUUCACAGCCAUGAAUGAACCACAGUGCUUCUACAAUGAGUCCAUUGCCUUCUUUUAUAACCGGAGUGGAAAGUAUCUUGCCACAGAAUGGAACACAGUCAGCAAGCUGGUGAUGGGACUUGGAAUCACUGUCUGUAUCUUCAUCAUGUUGGCCAACCUACUGGUCAUGGUAGCAAUCUAUGUCAACCGCCGCUUCCAUUUUCCUAUUUAUUACUUAAUGGCUAAUCUGGCUGCUGCAGACUUCUUUGCUGGGUUGGCUUAUUUCUACCUAAUGUUCAACACAGGACCCAACACUCGGAGAUUGACUGUUAGCACGUGGCUCCUCCGCCAGGGCCUCAUUGAUACCAGCCUGACGGCGUCUGUGGCCAACUUACUGGCUAUUGCGAUUGAGAGGCACAUUACGGUUUUCCGCAUGCAGCUCCACACACGGAUGAGCAACCGGCGGGUGGUGGUGGUGAUUGUGGUCAUCUGGACUAUGGCCAUUGUCAUGGGUGCUAUCCCCAGUGUGGGCUGGAACUGUAUCUGCGAUAUCGAAAAUUGUUCCAACAUGGCACCCCUCUACAGUGACUCUUACUUAGUGUUCUGGGCUAUUUUCAACUUGGUGACCUUUGUCGUCAUGGUGGUUCUCUAUGCUCAUAUCUUUGGCUAUGUUCGCCAGAGGACUAUGAGAAUGUCUCGGCAUAGUUCUGGACCCCGGAGGAAUCGGGAUACCAUGAUGAGUCUUCUGAAGACUGUGGUCAUUGUGCUUGAGAGCUCUGUGAUGGGAAGAGAAGGCUUCCCAGUCGGUCCUGUCGCUAGAGGAAAGGAGUGGAUACAAGAGGCUCUUAUUCCCUGGCCACCGGUGACCAGCUACACAUCCUGUUGCUCUGCAGAAGAACCAGAGCCACCCCAAGUCUCCUGAGGUCCCUGUGGCAUCCCUGUUAAGACUCUUUGAGGUAGAACCUAAGAGAAUAUUCAUGAGAGCCCCGAUUGUCUGGCCAGCCCUGAGGCUGGCUUGGCAUCCUGGGUGUGGUCAGGAGAGACACCCCACAGAAGCCCCACAGUGCUGCCCAGACCCCAAGUCCUCGGCCCUGGUCAAAAGCGAAAACAACUUUCAAAUACCAGUUCUUUAUACCCUUUUGUUGCCCAGCUCCAUUCAAAUAUUUUUACUCAGAAGAAACUUUUAAACAGAAACAAAAAAUAAAAAUACCACAUUAACCUCACAGAGUUUCUUUUGAGGUGUGGACAGAGUAGCCAGAACAUGAAGCUCUUUCUUAUUUUAGGUCUGAUUCAGACUUUGUAUUCCUGGCGGCUCCUGUCCCCAUAUGAAUGCUGCACAGACAUUUGUCCUUAUCAUUAAAGGUCCUAAAGGAUGCAAAGAUUCCUAGACUGGUGUGUGGUGACCCCUGGGAAUCCACUGUUGCUGAGGGCCUGAGAGCUUAGGUUUGGAAUAAGAUAGGCCAGAGUUGAGAAUUCAAGUUCUGACUCUUCUCUUACUCAUUUCGUAACCGUGAGUGGGUGAUUUAAUCUCUCUGAGCCUCAGUUUCAGAAUUAAUAGAAGAAGCCUAGUAGGACCUUUCUCAAGUGAUUAGGAGCACUUGAUGAGCUGACUUGCAUGAAGCAAAGGUAGCCAGGGUCCGGCUAAUAUAAAACACUGAGUGGUGGCAAAUACCCUCAUCACUAUUAGGUCUUGUCGGCAUGUGCACCCUCCCCUUUUCUCUCCUCCUGCCAUACCCGCAGACCAGCAGACGUACAACAGUGGAUUUGGUGGUUGAGAUGGUGCUUCCUUUUUAUGACAUGGUGUAAAAGUCCUGUGUUUCAGCAGCUCUUGGCUCCAAUAACAGGCGGUACUUUUUAUUCGGCCUGGCCGUUGCUUUUCCAAAGAUAUAUCUGUACUGCAGAGGUGUCUACAUCUUACUUCCUGAGCCUCAGUUCUAUGUAUUGGAAGUCCUGUUAGCAUCAUAAGUAAUGGCAGUUUUGACCUGGUAACUCUCUGAAGAUUAAAUGGCGUUAACCAUUAAAAUGAAUUUUGAAAAAAAAAAAAAGAAUUUUGAAAUGGAACAGGCCACUCUGCCAAUAUUUAUUAGAAGGGGUCAUCAGGGGGCACGUGGGUGGCUCAGUUGUUAAGCAUCUGCCUUCGGCUCAGGUCAUGAUCCCAGGGUCCUGGGAUCGAGCCCCACAUCUGGCUCCCUGCUCCACGGGAAGCCUGCUUCUCCCUCUCCCACUCCCCCUGCUGGUGUUCCCUCUCUCGCUCUGUCUCUUUCUGUCAAAUAAAUAAAAUCUUAAAAAAAAAAAAAAAAAGGGUCAUCAGGGGGCGCCUGGGUGGCACACUCCGUUAAGCAUCCGACUCUUGGUGUCAGCUCAGGUUGUGAUCUCAGAGUGGUGAGAUCGAGCCCCACGUCGGGCUCUGUGCUCAGUGUGGAGUCUGCUUAACACCUUAACACUCUCUCUCUCUGCCUCUGACCCUCUGCUACCCCUGCACCUCUCCCCAUCGCCCUGCUCGUACACGCGUUCUCUGUCUCUCAAAUAAAUAAAUCUUAAAGAAAAAAAAAAGGGUCUUCAGUUCCUUCAAAUGGAUGUGCUGUGCUUAGGGCACAGCUGACAGCCCAGCCACCGGUUAGGGCACCAUUCUGUUUGCUUUUGACCUACAGUGAGGGACCAUGUUUGGCAUAAAUGGAAGAAUAGCCAGAGGUUGGGGUCAUGACACCUUAUUGCUGUUCUCUGUUCAGGCCCAGCUUUACAGUGUAUCCAGCUAGGAUUAUCUUAGUUGGGGCCUCAUCACUGUUCAUCUGGAAAGAAAAGGAUAAAAGAUAUUUAACUCCUAAUCUCUCACUGCUACUUCAUCAGUCUCCUUGGAGUAUCAUUAUGGACAUUCCAUGAUGGCGGGGCUUUAUCUUAUUUCCCAGCACCUAGAACAGGGCCUAGCAGUUAGCCAACUCUAGAUAUUUGUUGAAUAAAUCAGUGAAAUAUACCUUUUAUUCUGUAUAGAAUUUUGCAGGCUCCCUAGUAACAAUAGAAAUAUACCUGUAUAACUUGAAAUUCAGUGCAAUGUAUUAAUGAGCCUCAUUCAAAGGGGUGUUUAUUAUAAGGUAGUUAUAAUAAGGCAGUUCCACAUCCUGCCUGUCAAGGACAUUUUUUUAGGCUGGGUUCCAGCAUGAGCUUGUUAAUAAUAGUUUAUUUUGCCAACAGACAUGUAUUGAAUGUCUAAUAGGCCCUCUGUUAAGGAGGAGGGAUGCAAAGAUCAGUGAAAAUACGGGCCCUGUUCUCAAGGAGCUCUCGUUUUAGUAGAUCAGGAUAGAUAAGUAAAUGCAAUAUAGUAUGGUAAAUAAAAUAUGCAAGGUGCUGUGGGAAUGCUGUCUUCCCAUUGUCUUUCCCAUCAGGAAAGACUUCAUGAUGGUGAUUAGGAGUUACGUCUUAGAUGAUAUAUUAGCGUUUGCCAUGUGAACCCCAGCAGAGAAAUAAUUUCAGUAAGAUAUUCUUGGUACUCUGAGUUGAAUUAAAUAUUCAGUCACCUCCUUAUGUUACAGUUAAUGUCACUUAGAUAUGACAGUAACUCCUGUUAGGCUUGCAAAUCUGCUGGGGGCGGGAGGGAAAGCUUGCAUAAUUUUAAGACAAUAUUGUGCAUAUCAUUUUUUUGCCUACGUUUGUGCACUGGUAUAAUACAUUUUUUUUUUAAUUGGCCAUAGUAAGCAGUUUCACAUGCAAUUGUUUGUAAAGUAAAUGAGUUUGGUUACAGGAAAGGGAUGAAUUUCUACAUGUGCAAACUAACAUCCUGUGGGAAGUAAGAAGGGCUCUGUAGUGACAUGUUUCAGGACCUGAAAGAUUAUUGCCAGGAAAUAGCGACACCUACACUUAAACACACAUAUGUGCAUGGGAAUUGCCAGCUUUAGCAAAUAAAAAUAAUGUUUAUGGGAUGUGCUAAGAAAAGUACUCAUUGUUUAUCUGGAAGUCAGAUGUAACGGGGCAUGAUACAUUUUAUCUGGCAACCCCAAUACACAGCGGUGAGUGGGAACAAAAGCAUUUUAGAUGGCAAUCAACUCUAUCUGUGGAGAUUUUUCUCUGUCUUACAGGUUUCCAUAUUAUCCUGAGGUCGAUUUAAGUACAUGAAGGGUUUCGCUUAUUUAAUACUUCUGAUUUUUAUUUUGAGUUGUCUAGUAAUAAAGGGACAUAGCUGGUUUAUAGAAUCUUCUGUGUCUCAGAAGCUGUGUAGGCUUAUGAGCGUACUGUAUACCACGUACAUCCAGUUCAAAACGGAAUUAUUCUCCCCUUUUACACAUUCUUUGUCAAGCUCUUUGAAAAAAAAGUAUUUUAAUGAAGUUUGUUUUUCCAUAGAAACAAAGGAUUUUUUUUCUUGUGUUUAUACCUUUGAUAUUUUUUUCCUUUGAGAUCUAAAUUACAGCCUUAUGCCUCUGAGAAGCUACUUUUUAUUCAUGUAUUUUAGUGGAGAUGAUAGUGUCUAGACUGAGUGUGGUCAUGGCUUUACUUAAACCCUGGCAGGUCUCCUCCGCCAAUAGAGGAGUUAUUGUGAUGAUCCAAAGCAAAUAAGUUCUAAUAGGGUGACAGAGCAGUCACAGGGUCUUUUUUGAAGAAGUGGGAUUUAAUCUGGCAUCGGGAGACUGGAAAUUCAUGGCUUCACCUAUUUAUCCUGUCCAAGCAGACCUUUGCUGACAAAAAAACACUGCAUUUUAAGCAGGGUUUUCCAUGAGUUCAUUCUAAAUGGGUAUUUCUGCACUUCAGAAAGCUUCUCUUCAUGCGACCAGGCAUGAAUUCAUCUGCUCGAGUUAUUUUCCUUUCUUUUAGGAGAGGGAAGAUACACUUAGGAGCCCAGCCUUCCAGGACCUGCCCAGGAAACUGAUGAAGUGAAAAGUUGACAAGCUUUUGCGGCAGCCAGCAAGUGAUUCACCAUGUUACACUGCAGGGAUUUGCUUUGCUAACCUUGCUGAGCACGUGGUACCCUGGAAUGCUCCUUUGUAUAUUGCCCCAGCCCCAAAGGAAAAGCCGUGCUAUAAAUUGAGCUGGAAUUAGUGAGUUUCAGAACAAAAACAGGAGUCUGUAUUUGGACAUUCUACAAAGAACAUAUGAACAUAUGUAAUGAUCAAAUACACAGAAGUUGUAGAGAUGAGAAGUGCUAGCUUUAUUUAAUUUGGCAAAUUCUAAUGUCUUGGUCGGAGGUGGGGGGGCAAGUGAAGACGUUUUCAUAAAAAUAAAUUAUUUCCAAAAUACCAUGCAUGUACUCUAGCAUAUUCACAAGUACCAAUACAUAACAUGUUAUUUAAAAUGCAAGAGAAUGCUGUGGAAACGAAAUGUGAGUAGUAAGUCUAAGAUAACAAGACUGCUAUAGUUCUGUAAUGGAAUUUUUUUUUUUUAAUUAUUUGAGAGAGAGAGAGCAUGAGCAGGGUGAAGGGCAAAGGGAGAAGCAGACUCCCCGCUGAGCAGGGACCCCCCCCCUGCCCCCCGACGUGGGGCUUGAUCCCAGAACUCCAGGAUCAUGAUCUGAGCCAAAGGCAGACGCUUAACCGACUGAGCCACCCAGGUGCCCCUGUAAUGGGAUUUCUUAACAUUGUAGUUCAAUCUAAUUGGGUUCUGUUACUUUUAAGGCUAAUGCCUUAUGUAAAUUUAAAAGACAUUAGAAGCAGGAGCAGAAAAAAUUAGAAACUGAAUUAGAAAAUACAGUCAUUUAUAUAGUGAUCUGUCUGUAAUCCAUUACAUAGUAAGUGAUCUAACUAUUACAGUAUAAUACAUGUCCCGUGUGUUGCCCCUCAGCAGUCAGACUUACAGCUUUAAUAAUAGUGUUGUGGGUAGCUUUAUUACUCUGUAACUUAUUGAGGUUAUGGAAUACUUUGACCCAUUGUUUUGUGUAGAUCUCAAGGACAUUUUUGUACUGUCUUUUUACGUAUACAUAUUGAUAUCAGAGUAACAUUUUUGUUGAGAAGGUAUUUUCUGAAGUAUACAUAACUAGUCUAUUUUAAUUACUUCAACAAUUUAAUAUAUAGCACAAUUAAAGCAUUUCUAGUUUGCUACUUUUUUCAGAUUUAAAAAUCUGAAAUUUUUAAGAGAAUCACAUGUUUUUGUAUAGAUUGUAAAACGGCUUAAUUUAUCAGGUUUUUAUUUUUUUGAACAUAUCAGAUUGUAACAAAAUGUCUACCAUUGUGAGUUUUCAUUUUUCCUCCCACAUUGACUUUUCCUUGGCCUUACUUUAUAGCUAAAUUUUAUAAAAAAAUACUUGAUUUGGAGGGGGUUAAUUAGUAACAAGUGUCAUUACAGUUUAGCUAUUAAUUUUAUUUUUAAGUUUUUCUACCAAUUUCAACUUUUCCUGAGUCGAUAUUUAUGGUUUUGUUUCUUUUUUAACUUAUGAUGUAUUAUUUGUUUCAGAGGUACAGGUCUGUGAUUCAACCGUCUUACACAAUUGACAGCGCUCACCAUAGCACAUACCCUCCCCAGUGUCCAUCACCCAGAAAUAAUAAUGGUUAACAUUUGAGGGUUUAUUAGAUCAAGACUCAUUAAAUCCUAUUACUUUGCCCCAAAUAUAUAUAAUAUAAAAAUUUCAAGCAAGAAUCUUAGUCUCUCUGAAUUUCAAUUCCAUCAUCUGGCACAUAUGGAUAAUACAUUUUUGUGAAGAUCAUACAUGAUAGUGAUUGUGAAAGCUCUUUUUAUAGGAAGUGUCACAUAAAUGUAAGUUAUGAAUGUUUUUGCAGCUGCAGCUUACAGAGCAGUGACCCAAAAAAAAGUUUGGAAUGCUAAGCAAGAAAUGUGAUGUUGUGUGGUUGCAAAGGCAUUAACUAUAUUCUUUCUUUUUUUUUUUUAAAGAUUUUAUUUAUUUAUUUGAGAGAGAGAGAAUGAGAGAGAGCACAUGAGAGGGGGGAGGGUCAGAGGGAGAAGCAGACUCCCUGCUGAGCAGAGAGCCUGAUGUGGGACUCGAUCCAGGGACUCCAGGAUCAUGACCUGAGCCGAAGGCAGUCCCUUAACCAACUGAGCCAUCCAGGUGCCCCGGCAUUAACUAUAUUCUAACUUCCAGUUUGCCGCUUACUUUGGGCAAUCCACUUGUGAUUGUCUUCAUCUGGCCCACGGAGGGCUUCACUCUGUCGAUGUGUCUGCAGGUGUGGCCCAAGGACCACCAGCAUGUGAGUCACCUGGGCUGCUUGUUGAACAGGCUGAUGGCUGGGCUCUAGCCCAGACCUGCUGAAGCAGGAUCUCUGUGGUGGCAUCCGGUCAUCCGUAGUUGAGUCACGUAGACCUGGCGUUAAACCUGACCUUGCUCGUUUCUAAAAUCUAUUUUUCACCUUUCCUACUCAAAGAGACAGAUUAUGGGUACCACUUACACGGUGAGUUAGGGCUGGCGAUUGCCCUCACACUUGUGUUUGUAGACUCGCUUUGCAAGCGGUAGAAUGAGGAGAGAAAGGUAACGGAGGUUGGAGUUAGGGAGAAAAUGGUAUUAGUAAGAUAAGAUGCUUGGCUCUUGAAAAGCUUACUAUAAAGAAGAUUGAUAUUUUUGCACUAAAUAGACUUUACUCUCAACAUAUUUGAAAUAUCCACGCUGAUUGUUAGCACCCAAGGAAAAUUUGUCACCUGUGAUUUAAUGACUGAAAAUGCAGCUGACUUACUAUAAAGGUCCCUUGAGAAAUCAUGGCAGGUCUAAGAUUUUUUUCAGGUAGGCAUGUCAUUUUCUGUUCCAAGGAGAACAUUUGUAUCCCCCCCCCCCCCACCCAAGAGAGGAGAUAAGGCAAACAUGUUCUUUUUUGGGGGGUUAACCUGAUGCAGUUGUAUGUGUCUGCAUGGAGACCUUUACAGAGAAGGACAGAUUGAUCAUUUAGUUGUUCACAGGUUAAAGAAUAUUCUGUCCCUGCUAUUCCUUCAUUUUCUUCUAGAGGCAGCCUGGCAUAAAGAGCAUGGGAUUAGGAUGGAUAUGUCCAUGGGUUAAAAAUCCCAGUUCAGCUGACAUAUCAGCUUUGACCCUGGGCAAUAUUUUUGACCUUUCAGGGCUGCUUUUUCCCUCCUGGGGGGAGAGCAUUACUUAUCACUCUCUCCUCAAAUGGGGAGGUUAUUUUGAGAAUUAAAUGACCUAUGUUAAGUGCUUACAAUCUUGGCUGGCACCUGUUCAAGCGAACAUGCUUCCCUGUUAUUCUGCGUUCAUGAAAGUUCCACCUGCAACGGGCUGCGAUUAAUUUUUUGAACUGUUUUCCCAGCAUGGUCAUUUCUUGGAACCAUUUAGCCUCUUCUAUACACCUAUAUUAUCACUGGUGGCAUUUUCUCCCUGUCUGCCCAUAGAAAUGGAGCUGAGAGCCCUAUAUGGGGAUUCAACCCAUUAGUUUGUCCAUUCAUCUAUCCAUGUAGAUCUAGAAUGUACAUCUAUCCAUGUAGAUCUACAUCUAUUUGUCCAUGUACAUCUAUCCAUGUAGAAUCUUAGAAACUUGGUGUGGAAUGAGACUUACAAGGAUCAUGGGAUUUAUACCCUCUUACAAAGCCAGAAGAACAUGUGGUCUUUCAGCCUCUGCUCAAACACCUUGGAUUCAUGGAGCAUUCUUGUCUCUCUAGAGACCAGACUAUCCUCAGAUAUAGAUGGACUAUUACAGAAAUUUAGCCACAGUCUGGGAUGGAACUGUUUUCUCGGGUACCACUCACUGGAUCUAGUUAUUGCCUCUUAGUGCCAUAAAGAACACUGCAAGUAUUUACAAACUAAUUCAGUUCACAUGACCUAUAUUGCCUUUUGUGUAUUGGAAUAACUAAUACCCAAAUGUAUAAUCCCUACUCAUUUACCAAUAUGACCCAACUACAAGGCAGGAUGGGAGUAAAGUAAUGACAGAGUUAUGAAGCAAACAUGGCCCUGCCAUCCUAAAGCCCACAGUCUGGUAAGAAAGAUUCCAUGUGUAUAUAGAUGAUUAUUGUAAAAGGCAGGAGGUGACAAAAAUACCAAAAAAGGAAGUAUAAAGCUAUCUAAAAAUGGAGAGAAGGGAGAGAACCCUGUCAGUAUAAUCAGGAAAGCUCUUUGUAAAUGAGGUUUUGAGUAUUACAGUGUAGGUGAUGAUGGAGGAAAGAGGUAUUGUUGGACUGCAUUUACCUCUUUUAGAUACUGAACCCCUUUUGAAUAUUUAGGACUUUUUUUUUGAUUACCAAGGUAACACACAUUCGUCAAGAGGGAAAGAAGGGAAGAUGAAGAAAAUUAAAAAAUUAGGACGCCUGGGUGGCUCAGUUGUUAAGUGUCUGCCUUCGGCUCAGGUCAUGAUCCCAGGGUCCUGGGAUCAAGCCCCACAUCGGGCUCCCUUCUACGUGGGACGCCUGCUUCUUCCUCUCCCACUCCCCCUGCUUGUGUUCCCUCUCUCACUGUGUCACUCUCUGUCAAAUAAAUAAAUAAAAUCUUAAAAAAAAAAAAGAAAAUUAAAAAAUUAAAAUUUAGAAUUCUAAACAUUUUAGAGAAAAAGCAAAAUAUUAAAAUGAAUACAGUUUCUUUCCAGUCCUUUAUUUUAAUGAAUACUUUUCAGUUGAGAUUAUAUAGUACAGUUUUGUUGCACAAUUUAAAAAAAUACCCUGUGCUUGUUAAUGCCAUUAAGUAAUCUUUGAAAACAUGAGUUUUCUUUUUAUUAUUGAAGUAUAAUUAACAUACAGUAUUCUAUUAUUUUCAGGUAUACUGUAUAGUGAUUCAACUAUUCAUUACUCAGCAUUCAUCAAGACAAGUGUACUCUUAAUCCUGCUCACCUAUUUCACCCAUCCCCACACCCAGUUCCCUUCUGGCAACUACCAGUUCUCUGUAUUUUAAGAGUCUGGUUUGUUUGUUUGUUUGUUUGUUUGGUCUCCUUUUUUCUUUGCUCAUUGUUUUGUUUCUUAAAUUCCAUGUAUGAGUAAAAUCAUAUGGUAUUUGUCUUUCUGACUUAUUUAAGUUAGCAUCACACCCUCUAGGUCCAUCCAUGUUGUUGCAAAUGACAAGAUUCAUUCUUUUUUAUGGCUGAGUAAUAAUCCUGUGUGUGUGUGUGUGUGUGUGUGUACUUACAUACUAUGUACAUACACCACAUCGUCUUUAUCCAUUCAUCAUCCAUUGAUGGACAUUUGAGUUGCUGCCAUAAUUGGGCUAUUGUAAAUGAUGCUGCAGUAAACGUAGGCGUGUAUCUAUUUUUUUCAAAAUUCAUGUUUUCAUUUUCUUUGGGUGAAUACCCAGUAGUGGAAUUACUGGAUCCUAUGGGAGUUGUGUUUUUAAAUUUUUCGAGGAACCGGGCGCCUGGGUGGCUCAGUUGGUUAAGCGACUGCCUUCAGCUCAGGUCAUGAUCCUGGAGUCCCUGGAUCGAGUCCCGCAUCGGGCUCCCUGCUCGGCAGGGAGUCUGCUUCUCCCUCUGACCCUCCCCCCUCUCAUGUGCUUGCUCUCUCUCAUUCUCUCUCUCUCAAAUAAAUAAAUAAAUUUUUC